AUGCCCCGGCCACCGACAGUGGUUUGCUACAUAUGUCACCGCGAAUUCGGCACGGCGUCAAUUGGAAUCCACGAGAAAUCAUGUCUCAAGAAAUGGCACGAUGAGAACAACAAACUGCCGAAAUCAGAACGCCAACCAGAACCAGUUAAACCCUCCGGAUUUCCGGGAGACCCCGCGUCUUCGGGUGCAGCUGGUGGGUUCGAAGACAAUCGCACAACCAAAACCACCGGCAACGACCCUAACAUUGAGGCCUACAACGCCGCAGCUGCACAAACAAACCUCGUAGCCUGCGCCAAAUGUGGCCGAAAAUUUGCCGCAGAUCGAGUUAAAGCACACCAAGCCCACUGCAAGCCUCCUCCACCGAAACGGCACACCUACGAGGCGCGAAAGCCCGAUGUGGACUUGAAGCUCUUGCAAACACCGCUCAGUGGAAAGUCGAACGUGCCGGGGCCAGGUCCAUCGACGGGCGGUCUGAUCGCUUGCAAGGUGUGCGGACGCACGUUUGCGCCAGACCGGAUCGAGCGUCAUCAGGCGGGUUGCCGAGCGACGCCCGUCAAACAGCAAGCCUCCACAUCGAAGACCGCAGGCCGAAGGCGGACGAUCACCUCGAUUGUCCGACCACAAGUUGAGCCAAGUUGUCCGGGCUGCCAGGCCAAAGUUGGGGUGGGAGACAAGUUCUGUCCGCAGUGCGGAAAUCCAAUUCCGCUCAUGUGUUUGCAAUGCGGAAUGACAUUCGCCGACGGCGCCAGGUUUUGCUCUAAUUGCGGCCAACCCGCUCAAGCAAAUAGAAACAACCUCAAAGUAAGGAAGAAACCGUUCUCUGUACUAUACCACCUCCUCUCACGCAGCCGCUCAGCUCACAAUCAUCCUACCGCCCGUGGUUUUAACCUUGGAGUCAGGUUGGCAGCUGUGCUGCACGAAAAACGAGGCCUGCGCAAAAUGUUCGCGCGAGACCAACCGAAAGGACAAGAUGGCCUUGUUGAAAUACCACCAAAAGACUGCGUUGCGGUGUACAAGGUGGAAGGGCCGGGAACCACUGUUCAGUCUUGA
Molecule: messenger RNA, 1050 nt
Organism: Mesocestoides corti
Lineage: Eukaryota; Metazoa; Platyhelminthes; Cestoda; Cyclophyllidea; Mesocestoididae
Source: the annotation of a GenBank genome assembly